AUGGAUUCUGUGACCGUCUUAGCAACUCAAUUGCUGCAAGACGAUCUAGUUCCUAUUACCUCUCAACAGCGCAACAGUCACAACGUGUUGGGUGCACUACAAGCGUGCAAUUUGAGUCAACUUCUUCCAAAAUUGAGAAAAAUGGUCAUUCUUACAGGAGAUGGGGAUCUUAUCAACCUCGCUCAACAGGCCCAAAACGCCGCACGAAAAAUACUGCAAUCCUAUGGGUCAUUUUUCGAUUCAGCUCUUUUAAUGAACGGAAACAGUGGUACCGUAUUGAAUCUUGCCGACACACCAGUUGAAAAUAAUCAGCGUCAGUGCGCCGGCGAUCGCUCAGUCCGUAAAUGUGUCAAUCGAGGAACCCAGUCAUUUGUUGAUACUCCUUCAGUAGUUCCCGAUAAGAAAGACGCCUUCACAAUGACGCAGGAUGUGAUUCCCCCGCUAGCGGGCGAGUCCAGAACAGCGUAUUUGAUGCAGCUACGGAAACAACUGACUAGUGAACAGGAGCAAGCACGCAAUUUGAGUUCUCAACUUCUGCAUUGUCAGCGUGGGGCGGAAAAGAUGCGUUUGAACUGGAUACAACGUGAAGCGGAAUUGCAGGCCGAGUUGCGUGCCUGUCAGGAUCGGGAAUCAGAAUUGAUCAAAUCCAAUACCGAGUUGCGAAACGAAUUACGUCUGGCUGAUUAUCAAAUCAGUCAGCUCCAGUUUCGUCUUUCUCUGUUGGAGCGUGUACCCUCAUCACGAGCUGCUUUUGGUGUUGCUCAUCAGCUAUUGGAAUCCGAUCGGACCGUACCACUGGAUAUGAAUAGGGCUACGCUAACAAGGUCGAGCAAUUUGUGUGAACCAUCAUGUUGCGAGAAUGGGCUAUCCGUGAUCCACCGAUCAGCAGGUGAGAAACGGAAGCCAGCUGCAUCAUCAAAAAGAACUGAUUCUGCGAAUGCACCGUACGAAAACAUCCAGGUUCCACCAGUGAAACUCAGAGAUUCCACCUUAAGGCAUAGCACUGACGUUAGUGCCACCUCUUCACCGGAACGUGUGCUCACACCGCAGCCGAAUGACGAAAAACAGCCGGAACCACAGGAUAGUAUGGACGAGCAAUCUAUCGCUUCCACGGUCAGCCAUAGCAGCGAGGACGCAUCUUCAUUACACACUGCAGACGAACUUGAAUUUCGCAAAGGCUUAGCUCAAUUGGAUGAACGUAUUAACACGAUGCGUCGGGCGUUGUUGCCUCGGGACCGAAUCCGUGUUGUGUGA
Messenger RNA from Echinostoma caproni, 1254 nucleotides. NCBI's taxonomy places the organism in Eukaryota, Metazoa, Platyhelminthes, Trematoda, Plagiorchiida, Echinostomatidae. The record is from the annotation of a GenBank genome assembly.